Messenger RNA from Auanema sp. JU1783, 453 nucleotides. NCBI's taxonomy places the organism in Eukaryota, Metazoa, Nematoda, Chromadorea, Rhabditida, Rhabditidae. The record is from the annotation of a GenBank genome assembly.
AUGAACAACUCACCCAUUGUGAACGGAUCAUGCAAUCCUCAAGAUCCAAAUCAACAAGCUCUCAAUAUGUUGGAAAACCUCAAACUGCAGGUUCAUUCAAUUCUUGAGCAAAUUGACGCUAUCACGUCGACAGUAACCGAUAAUACGCCAACAGCUCAACAGAAAGUGGAACCACAUAAAGGAUACGAUACUCUCAUAGGGAAAUUGUCAGUGAAAGCGACAGUAGACCAUUAUGACAAAUUGAAAACUGCCCAAAAGAAGUUCUACGAGAAAGACAACUGUUUGUGCACUUUUGAUCAUUUCAAAGAGCGUUUACUUAAAUUAUCUAAAGAGGGCAGAGAGUUUAAGACUUAUUUGGAUGCGAAGUACGAGAGCGGUCAAAAAAUAAAAUUCAUUGGCACGAAAAAGUAUAUUGCUCGUGUUGUAGUAGAUGAUUUGGAAGCUAAGUUAUAG